Messenger RNA from Nicotiana tabacum (common tobacco), 1851 nucleotides. NCBI's taxonomy places the organism in Eukaryota, Viridiplantae, Streptophyta, Magnoliopsida, Solanales, Solanaceae. The record is from RefSeq and is a predicted model, not a curated record.
AUAAGCCCACGUGAUAAACAAAGUACAGGGGCAUUUUCGUAAUUGGAUCGUCUGUACAAAAGCCAUUGAAGAAAUGAAAGCGAUAAAUGACUUGAAUGAAGGCAGCUGUCAGCGCCAACUCAACUACGCACUCGCCGUCGAUCUUCUAAUACUCGUCUCUCCCCGUUCCUCAAUACAAAGAAUAUCCGUUACCCUCGCCGGGAUAUUCUAUCGCCGCGACAUUUCUUUGCAACGCAAGUAUUAAAUACUUUGCUACAGGUUUGGAUAUCGACUUUGCGUUUUGAUACUUGGAGAGGGAAUUAGGGUUUUGAGAAUGGGGGAUUCGCUGGAGCGUUUGGGAUCCGAAGGAGCAAUGGGACCGGAAUCGAGUAUAAUGAAGGAGGAUUUGUGUAUGGAUAUAGAUCCUCCCUUCAAAGAGAACCUCGCUACUGCUGAAGAUUGGCGCAAGGCGCUUAACAAGGUGGUUCCUGCCGUCGUCGUUCUCCGGACCACUGCUUGCCGAGCAUUUGACACUGAGUCCGCUGGUGCCAGUUAUGCUACGGGCUUUGUUGUUGAUAAGCAUCGUGGAAUUAUACUCACAAAUCGACAUGUCGUAAAACCUGCAAUNGCUAUGUUUGUGAACCGUGAAGAGAUACCAAUCUAUCCGAUAUAUAGAGACCCUGUUCAUGACUUCGGAUUCUUCCGUUAUGAUCCUGAUGCAAUACAAUUUUUGAGCUAUGAAGAGAUUCCUCUUGCUCCGGAGGAUGCUUGUGUAGGGCUAGAAAUCAGGGUUGUUGGUAAUGACAGUGGAGAGAAGGUGUCUAUUUUAGCAGGAACGCUUGCUCGUCUUGACAGAGAUGCUCCGCAUUAUAAAAAGGAUGGAUACAAUGACUUCAACACAUUCUACAUGCAAGCUGCCUCUGGGACUAAAGGUGGUUCAAGUGGCUCCCCUGUAAUAAAUUGGCAAGGGAGAGCUGUCGCAUUGAAUGCUGGGAGCAAGUCAUCAAGUGCUUCUGCAUUUUUCUUGCCUUUAGAACGAAUUGUCAGGGCACUAAAAUUCUUACAGGAAGGAAGAGAUCUUUCUACAAAUAAAUGGGAGGCUGUCACUAUUCCUCGUGGUACGCUUCAGGUAACUUUUAUCCACAAAGGAUAUGAUGAAACUCGCCGGCUUGGCCUCCAAAGUACUACGGAACAGUUGGUGCGCAAUUCCACUCCACCUAGUGAAACUGGAAUGCUUGUCGUCGAUUCGGUGGUGCCUGGUGGCCCAGCUCAUAAUCAUUUAGAGCCUGGUGAUGUACUUAUUCGUAUGAAUGGGGAGGUGAUCACCCAGUUCCUGAAGAUGGAGACUUUACUUGAUGACAGUGUCGAACAUAAAGUUGAGCUUCAAAUUGAAAGGGGUGGAACCCCUUUGACAGUGGAAUUGGUGGUUCAGGAUUUGCAUUCAAUUACUCCUGACCGCUUCUUGGAAGUCAGUGGUGCAGUUAUACACCCCCUUUCAUAUCAACAGGCUAGAAAUUUCCGCUUUCACUGUGGUCUUGUCUACGUGGCAGAAACAGGAUAUAUGCUAUUUAGAGCAGGAGUUCCUCGCCAUGCCAUCAUCAAGAAAUUUGCAGGAGAAGAUAUAUCAACUCUUGAAGAUUUAAUUUCUGUUUUAUCUAAGUUGUCUAGGGGUGCACGAGUACCGUUGGAGUAUAUAAGCUACAGUGAUCGUCACCGGAAAAAGUCAGUCCUGGUCACAAUUGACCGCCAUGAAUGGUAUGCACCUCCUCAGUUAUAUAAACGUGAUGACAGCUCUGGCUUAUGGACGGCGAAACUUGCUUUGCCACCUGAGUCCCCACUUCUAUUCUCUGGCAUCCAUCCAGGCAAACAAGA